This is a messenger RNA of Aspergillus oryzae RIB40, 510 nucleotides long. RefSeq lists its product as uncharacterized. The record is from RefSeq and is a predicted model, not a curated record. The transcript has 4 exons. Bases 1 to 510 code for a protein of 169 amino acids. Lineage: Eukaryota; Fungi; Ascomycota; Eurotiomycetes; Eurotiales; Aspergillaceae.
AUGAAGUUCACCGGACUUAUUGCCUCUCUUGCUGCUGUCAGUGCUGCCUCCGCCGCUGCUAUCCCUACCGCUGCUCUGCAGCCCACCUUGACCCAACUUAGUGGUGUUCUUGGAAACAUUGACGGUGCCCUGGGUAAUGUCCUCAGCGGUGCGGACGUUACUGACCUCGUUCAGGUUCAAACUGCUCUUAAGCAGAUCCAGGGCGAGCUGAGCAAGCUGACUGGAACCGUCUCUCAGCGCAGCGUUGUUGGCAAUGAGCUCAACACCGUUGGGACUGUUACUGCGCCUGUGACUUCCACCGUUGGCGGUGCCGUUAAGCCUGUGGUUGACACUGCCAACUCAGCUGUUGGCUCCGUUGAGGGUCUUGUUGACGGCACCCUUCCCGACACCACCAAGGCCAGGUUACGGACGGUAAGUUACUGGUCUUGUUCAGACUACAAAAGCGCAUUAGCUGAGCACCCUCGACGCUGCUGGUGUCGAGCACAUCCUCGGCCUUGUCCAGGGGAGUAA